AUGAAUUUCAAGAGAAAUGCAAACAAUAUUAAAGAGCCAUUCUUUGCAGCAGCAAAAGCUUACACAGAGAAGGACUUCAAUUAUCACAUGAAGGAACUAAAUGAACGAAUCAAGUCGUAUCUUGAAGGUAUCAGUUACAAAAGAUGGUCGAGGUUCCACGCUGAGAACAACAUAUAUAAGACAAUGACUUCUAACCCAGCCGAGUCAUUAAAUGUUGCACUAGUUUAUGCAAGAGAACUGCCAGUUGCAACGCUCCUUAUGCACUUACAUGACCUCCAACAAGUGUACUCAUAUAAACACAGAAAUAUUUCCCUCAGCACUAUUACAAGGAUGAUGAAAAAACAUGAAGAUGUGCUAGCAAGAAACUAUGUAAAUUCACUCAAGUUACAGAUAAAGCCAACUACAAAUGAACUGUUCACAGUGAUGAGUAAUGGCGACAAAUACACAGUAGACAUGAAGGAAAGGACAUGCACUUGCAAAAGAUUUGGAACUGAUGAAAUACCAUGCCAACAUGCAGUCGUGAUUCUCAAUGAAAUGAACCGGGAUCCGUAUCAGUUUUGUUCAAGAUACUACAUGAAAGAAGCUAUGCUAGCAACAUAUAGUGAGACGAUAUUUCCAAUGGAAAAACAAGAUCAGUGGGUUAUACCACAAGAAGUACAAGACAUGAUUGUAUUACCGCCGCAACACAAGACAAAAAGCGGAAGGCCAAGAAAGCAAAGGUAUACAUCUACAUGGAAAAAUAACAAGAAUACAAAGUGUACUAGAUGUGGACAAGGAUGA
Molecule: messenger RNA, 780 nt
Organism: Mercurialis annua (annual mercury)
Lineage: Eukaryota; Viridiplantae; Streptophyta; Magnoliopsida; Malpighiales; Euphorbiaceae
Exons: 2
Coding region: 1-780 (259 amino acids)
Molecular function (GO): zinc ion binding
Source: RefSeq, a predicted model, not a curated record